GUUAAUCUAGGCAGCUAGCUGCAUGUGGAAAUCUGCAGUAUCGAUGUACCGAGGACUGCGACCGAAAUAUAUCGAAAUUUAUCGCUGUUCGUCAAGCUCGGAUGAGAAGCCCAUGUACUGUGUCGAAUUGAAAAGUAACACACCUCUACAACGUGCCUCUAGUUGAAGGUUUGUGAAUUUUAACUUACCGUGGAUAAGGAAGGAGAGCAAGAGAUUUAUUUCGAGUGAGUGAAGUGAUUGCGAAGAUUUACUGGAGGUAAUCCGAUUAAUGAAUGCGUGACACCGACGUAGAAAGUUUUACCGCUUAGUUGCACCGUGAUCACUCGUGGACCUUCGCCGGUGCAACAGGGCCCAACCACCGGCCUGUGACUCAUCGUUGAAACACGCCGCGCCCGGACUGCCCACGAUAAAACUAUUAAUUAGCCUGCCAGAUCCUGGGACAGUUGAUGAGUAUUUCUGGACUUCUUUGCAUUCGAGUGAACAAUGUGUUGACAGCUUAAGCAUACAUGUAAAUGUCAUGACGAGUUGGUGAAUUUUGGUGAAUUUCGUUCUUGGUUUGGAACAUUGAUGUCACUUCAUAAUUCACUCGACUACAAACCAUGAAGGUGACAGUAUGUUUUGGAACUGUCAAAGUGGUGGUCCCCUGUGGGAGUGGGGACCUCACUGUUGCAGAAUUGAUGGAGAAGUCCGUCCAGAGAUACAAGAAAGCUGCAGGAAGGACUGACGAAUACUGGGUCCGGAUACGAAGCUUGAAGAGCGAAGGGGAGGAGGCCAUACUGGAUAUAGAUGACCUGGUCUGUGAUGUGGCUGAUGAUAGAGAAAAGCUCAUAGCAACUUUUGAUGAGCAAGAUGGUCCUCGCCCAUCGGGUCACCUGAUCACAGACGGCACCAGCACCUGCGCUAGCUCAGUGGGCACUGCUAGCCCGCCGCUGACCUUCACCAGCUUGGACAACGUCAACGGACCUGCCAACAACAGCAACAACAACAAGAUGCUGGCCAAUCACUACGGUGACUUGGAUGAUCCUAGCGAUGUGGACGUGGUGGUGACCGGAGAUGAGGUGUCUGCAGAUCCAAAGCUUCAUGUUCGUCGUGGAAGUGAUCCCAUAAUGCCUGUGGUUGUCAAUGGUGACCCGCAGAAAUGGAACGGCAGUGACAACCAGCCAAUUGACUCUAACGGCAAUACCAUAACCAAACACACAAGGAGUCCAAGCUUGGAGAUGAUCAAGAAACGACGUAACAGCCGCGACGAGCUGAACAGUCCCUUCCAGCGGUUUGGUCGCAAUUCUUCCCGGCAAUCCAUCUCCAACACGCUGGAUAGCGAUGUGAUGUACAAGUGGGCUGAGGCACAACAGCGUAUGGGGAACAAGAGCAAAGAUGACAAUGAUAGCUUUACCAAUGUGGAAAGGGAGGAGAUUGUCAUUAAGAAUGACGGCACACCCCUCGGCAUCCAGAUUAUUGCAAGAGUGGAGAAUGAUGAUGGAAGUGCGUACGGGUUGGUCAUCCAUGGGAUUGAGACUGGUGGCCGAGCGGCCAGAGAUGGUCGGCUGAAGGAAGGGGACCUUAUACUAACCAUCAACAAGCUGGACAUCUCAGAAAUGACCUUUGAUAGUGCCCAAGAGCUCCUUCGUGAUGCCAUGCGUACAGAGUCGGUUACUCUCACUGUGGAGCGAGAAGCCCCACCCACAAAUGAAGUCACACCCUCUGGCCAGGAGAAUGAGAUAGUAGACAUGCCCAAAGUGCCUCCAUUAGUACCAGCCCGUGCCCCUGCCACCUCGCUCAGCAAGGAGGAAACGUCCCAGAAGGUGCAUAACAUCAUCGCGCCGACCAACACUCGACGGAUUGGAAGGAAGCUCUACGUUCAACUCAUGAAAGGUCCUCAAGGCCUGGGCUUUAGUAUCACCACCAGAGAUAACGCUGUAGGGGGCAAGAACCCAAUCUACAUCAAGAACAUCCUGCCCAAAGGAGCAGCGAUUGCUGACGGACGAUGCAAGCCAGGAGACAGACUGCUGGAGGUUAAUGGCAUUGAGAUGACAGGCAAAACUCAGAGUGAAGCUGUGUCCAUCUUGCGCAGCGUCCGCCUUGGGGGUGUGGUCAAUCUGGUCUUGUCGCGCCAGGAUGCUAACUCACCAGUUCCGUCUGAGCAGAUGAUGCCCAGAGAAAUGCCUGAGGAGAAGAACACUGACGAUCCGACCAAUGCCAAGAACAAGAGAGUGCUUGUCUUUGACAUUGCCCUGAAUGAUACCGGCUCGGCAGGGCUGGGGGUUAGCGUCAAGGGAAAGACGUCUGGGAACGGUACGGAGGGAGAGACCAAGGACUUGGGGAUCUUCAUCAAGAGUGUCAUCCAUGGUGGGGCAGCGUCCAAGGAUGGUAGACUGCGACCCAACGAUCAGCUUCACAUCAAUGAAGAGUCCCUGGUGGGUAUCUCUAACAGUCGAGCCAUGGAGAUCUUGCGCAAGUCCAUGUCUGGCGACAAAUCUCCCCGCUCCACUAUCCGCCUGGUGGUGGCUCGUCGGACUGAUCCCGGUGAUGGGACCACACCUACCUCUGGCAAGCAAGCAGGCGACGUCGGUAGGCCGGAGUCAGUGGAUGGAGAGGUGGGGGUUUGCCCUGGUACCCCUGCGUCUAUCUCAUCCAGAGGGAUGGACAUUGAUAUGGAUGCCAUGGACGAGUUGUUCAGGCAUCCGGUCUUAAACAAAGUGAAUUCCAUCGAGUCUUCCCGCCGUCAUGUGGGGCCAGGCGGUGAUGGCUAUGCUGAAGACUCCGCCCAGCUGUCCCCCACAAUUCCCAAAGGAGGAGCUGAAGUAGUCAUGAUCGAGGACGCUGACGUCGACGAUGCUCUUGCUAAGAUUGAUGCUGCUAGCCCAUCCUCAACUCAAGCCCCAUCCCCUCCUCAGUGGCUUGUGGAUACAUGGGAGAAAGCUGAACAGGACAAUGGUGAAUUGAGCCCGGUUGAUGACCCUUACAACCAAUUUCAGAGAGACAGCUUUGCUAGGCGUAGUUUCUCUGAGCGACAUAAAGGAUCCCUUGAUGCUAAGGAGAUGGCAUGGUAUAAGAAGAAGUACGGUACAGAUCCACCCAAGGUACCAGCGAAGAGCAGCAAGAACGUCAAGGAAGGCACUCAUCAGAAAGAUAUCGCCAUCAGUACAGGUAGUCUGGUCAAAUCCAGUUCCACCGACAACUUGGCGGAUAAAUCCAACUUGUCUUCCAUACACCGCUUGACUCCAGAUGAGCGAAGGCAAAUUGGUCCUUCUCUGGGCUUGAAAAAGAACAGCUCGCUAGAGAGCCUACAGGCAGCUGUGGCAGAGAUUAUGACCCAUGAUGACCUGCCUGCACGACCAAGGGCAAAGGUUGUGCGAGGUCGGGGCUGCAAUGAGAGCUUCCGAGCGGCUGUGGAUCGGUCCUACGACCAGCCGCUCAACGGGACUGCUGGUAAUUCCACCUCCACUGAUUCAGUGAAGGAGUACAUGGAGAAUGGCCACGCCCCUGUCAGGGAUGACCGCUCGUCCCGUGAUGACCACUCAUCAGUCAGCAGCCAUGACCCGGUCAUCAUGUCUCGGACCAGCAGCUCCAAGAAAAGCAACAAGAAGGAGAAAGACAAGAGAAAAAGCAGUGCUUUCAAGGGCUUCGGCUCCAUGUUCAGGUUUGGCAAGAAUCGUAGGCCUGAGCGAGAUGGGAAAUCCCUUGAGGAGGACCAGGCCAAAGGUUCAUCGACGUCCUCGGAGAAAGCCAAAGAGGACAUGGAGAAAUAUAAGGAACAACAAGAGGAGCAGAACUCUCGCAUCCAGGAUGAAGUGCGUAAGCUGAGGGAGCAGCAGUCCCUCAAGCGCCACAAAGAGGAGAGCGAAGAGGCGCGUCAGAAGGCCCAAAGGAUGCAGGAACUGAGACAACGAUACCAGCGAGACCACCGAGAGAGACAAGGUCGUUACAUUGAUGAUGAUGACGAUGACGAUGAAGAUGGUGAAAGAAGUGGAGACAAGGAAGAUGAGGGAUAUGCUGAUGGCUCACCAACAUCCCCCAGAAGUCCUGGGCCUCGUUCACCACAUCGGGAGGGCAGACAUGCCCCUGAGUAUCAUAACCAUGACCAGGAACGGUGGGAACGACAGAGUGAGGGGAACCAUCGCAGGGGGUCCCACAGUCAUGAUGACAGCCGGUGGCCUGAGAGACGAGACGAGUAUCACCAUGGUAACCGAGAUGAGAGGAGAGAGCAGCAGAGGGAAAACGAUGCUGAGAGCAGACAUCGUUACGGCCGCCACAGUGUCCCUCCAUACAUGGAAUCAAGGUCUCGCAAUGAGCCCAGGGGUAACCCAGAUCGAAAUCGAGAUUCUCGCACUGCCGCUGAUGUCCAUGCUGAGCCUCAUUAUGCAUCAGUUGUCCGCAAACCCCGCCUCGAUAGGAACCCUGAACACCCUGACAGAGACUGGCGUGGUGAGAAGACUCUGGAUCGCGACAGAGCCGAAAGGAUACGCGAAGAGCAUCCUUACGCGUCUGUGGAGAGGCGCGAUCCACAAGACCGCAGUUUGCCAAAGCGGUCACCCGACAAAAUAUACGACAGCCUGGAUGGGAGCAGACAGCGAGACCAUGUGCGAGAGGAAAGGAAUAGAGAGGAUUGGUAUCGAAAUGAAAAGAGAGAACGGGAGGAUAGAUAUCGGGAAGAGAGUUACCAGGAAAUCAGGCCUCGAGACAAGAGGUAUCACGAGGAGGACAGGCCACGUGACAGGAGGUAUGAUGACAGUAGGGCCCGAAAUGAUAGAUAUCACGAUGAACGGUAUCAGGACGACAAGUAUCGCAUUGACAGGCACAGUGACAGACACGAUGGCAAAAGGGUAGAUAGAAGGGAGGACCGGCAUGAAGGAGAGACAGCCAAGAAACACAACGAUCCUGAGAAACUGAAAAACAGUGAUACCCAGGGGAAACGCCGGGAAAGUGAAACCUUGAGUCGCAAGGACAGUGACACUGCCAAGAGUAAAGAAACGCUGAAACGUAAGGAUAGCGAGAAGGGUAGCAAGGACAAGAAAGCUGACAAGGCUAAGGGCAAAGAGAAUGAGAAAAAAGACAAGGAGGAGCCGAAGUUGACGCGGAAGAAGAGCGACAAAGACAAGAAGAAGGACAAAGAAAAGGAGAAGGAAGCCAAGAAGAAGGAGAAAGACAAGACCAAGUCCAAGGAGGACAAGAACAAAGACAAAGAUGAAAACCUUCCUCAGAAGAGGACAGGUCAGAGGAGAAGAGCUCUGAUCCCAGGCGAGAUCGAAGAGAUGAUCCAAGAACCGACAAACGAGACGGCAGGCAUCAUGAGGACAGACGGGGUGAUACACUGGACAGGAGACACCGCGGGGAAAGGGGAACCGGUGAUGGGCGAGAACACCGGAGGGAUGAACGAUGGUAUGAUGAGAGACGAGAGGGUCCAGACCGACACCGGAGCCCACCUCGUGGUGACAAGUACGGCUACGGCAGUCUUGGCAGACCGUCCCGUAGGCGACCUUCCAACGAUCCCAAUCAACCUUACAGUCGGGGCACCAGGGAAAGUGGCUACCAGUCAGACCAUGACCGCCACCGCUCAGACAAUCAUUACGACAACAACCACUACCCUUCCAAUCAUAAAGGCUAUGCCAACGGCCCAACACCCAACCACUACCCAGCCGAGCGACGCCCGCGUAUAGCCUCCUCCCAAAGUAUUGACCACGUCCGCGAUGGUGGAUAUCGGGAGGAGUAUGGCUCGUUGAAGCACAGAAGCCGAUCAGAUCGACGUAUGCGCUAUUCAGAAUCGGGUCCGGACUACGAUACUGGUUAUGACGCUGCCAGGGUCUGAUAAGGGGACAAGUUUUUACUGCAAUUUGAAAUUGGACCAAAAAAAGCGUGGUUUUCUUCUUUGUAGUGCAUGGACGCACCGAUACUGUGAAAUAUGCGAUAAAUAAUCUCCAAUUUCUGUCAACAUAACUGCUUGUAUUUCCUGACGUGGUCUUUCUGUAAAGUUUGAAAUCUUUUUUGGAGAAAGAUUUGCACAUUUUUACUCAAAAUGGAAAAAAUCACAACCGCCUCAAUUUCAGAGAUGGGCUAGGCUUUUGAAUUCAAUUCCAUGAUAACUAUUUAGCAGGCGAUCGAGGAGAUAUGUAUUGAUUGCUUAAAGUAUAGCCAGUAGGGAGUUGAGACUUUAUCAUGGUCUGGCCAGUGUUCCUAAAAGUACAUACAAGUUACAACUAGCCAGACUUCAUUCCCUUUCUACCAUGAAGCUGAACAUUUAUUCAAACAAGAAAUAUUUUGUAAUGAACAAUGCAUGAAUAAAUCUCUUCUCCUAAGAAAUAUUUUGUAAUGAACAAUACAUGAGUAAAUUUCUCCUCCCGAUUGUGUGCCACUGAAUUAUUUCUACGGAAGCAAGGCUGAGCUGCACUACAAAAAUGGAAGUUCUGUUCCACGGUACAUGGGAGUUCCAUUGCACAGUCACAAGAAAUAUCUGAACUUGUUGGUGAUGAGGAAUUAAUUCAGGCAGAGAUUUAUGAAGGCACUGUAAGGAUUCAUUCAGGCAUUGUGUAAAGCAGAUCAUGCAUGGGUCAGAUUUGUGCAGUGGAAUGAAUUUAAAUUUGAUGACGGAUAAUCUGUUCCAUUCUGCUUGGUUUGGCCUCGUGGAAUGGAACAUUCUGUCUGUCUCCUUAUGAGAUAAUUCUUACUGUUUCACUUAAUAUAGUCUCAUAUAUUUUAUAUGCCAAAAAGAGAACAUUUUCUCAUUCACUCACAGUACUAUAAAUUGAUUGAGUACACUUGCAGUGCUCUCAUUUACAGUGUACAUGUAUGUGCGGAACUCACGUUUAUUCAUUUCAUACUCCAAUAUUGACCUUGUUUUCCGCCAAUGAACGAAUGGAACAAGAAGCACACGGCAUGCUGCAAAGCACAGCUACACGGUGUGCCAUAUUUUCUCAAAUUCCAGUUUAUGUACAUGUAUAUAAACAGAUGCCAUCUUGUACAAUGCCUUCAUCCAACCCACAGAUAUCUCAAAAUUGUAGCCACUGAGUGCCUUGAAUUAUUUGCCAAAAUCUGGUUCAUUUGUCACAACUAGGAUGCCUUUCAAAUUAAAAGAUGAAGGUUUCAUGAUGUCUCCUUCAUGGUGUCAUAAACAUACGUGUGACUUCGCUCAUGCAUUAUUGAGGAUUGUAUCUUGAUGCGAGCUGGAUUUGACCUCAAAAAAGAAAAAAAAAAGAAGCCCCAGGCUUAUUCUGUGAAUCUUGAAUUUUCCAAAGACGUUGGAACUGGAAAAGUUGUUUAUGAAUUUGCAAG
This is a messenger RNA of Acanthaster planci (crown-of-thorns starfish), 7266 nucleotides long. RefSeq names its product partitioning defective 3 homolog. Gene Ontology annotation, biological process: intracellular protein localization; cell adhesion; establishment of centrosome localization. Gene Ontology annotation, cellular component: cell cortex; apical junction complex; adherens junction. The record is from RefSeq and is a predicted model, not a curated record. Lineage: Eukaryota; Metazoa; Echinodermata; Asteroidea; Valvatida; Acanthasteridae. Gene Ontology annotation, molecular function: protein binding; phosphatidylinositol binding.